Linum trigynum is the source of this 519-nucleotide messenger RNA. The record is from the annotation of a GenBank genome assembly. Lineage: Eukaryota; Viridiplantae; Streptophyta; Magnoliopsida; Malpighiales; Linaceae.
AUGCCUGUAGCCUUUGCUGUCAGCUCCUUACCUCUGGUAACCCCAGCAAACCUCAAGGGUCAAUGGAAUGGCCAAAGCAAGCAAAAUGAUAAGCCGGUCAGGAACAUGUUGCACUUCCAACCUUUGAAUGUGAGGAGGCAUCAUAGACUUGUGAUUUCUAGACCAGUGAGGCUUUCCACGCAGUUAUUGUCUAAUCCCACAAGGACCCAGUCUCCUGCUAUUGUGUGCUCUGUUGCUCUGAAUGCAAGGUGCUCAGCCUCUGGACAAACUCAAACCGUGCUUAAGCAGUCACCGACAAUUACCCAGGCCCCUGUACGAGAACCAACAAAGACGCCGGAGAUCGAUGAUGGAGGGCCUGGACUUCCACCGGGUGAUGAUGGUGGAGGUGGCGGCGGUGGAGGUGGUGGAGGGAACUGGUCUGGCGGCUUCUUUCUAUUCGGCUUUCUAGCCUUCCUGGGAUUUCUGAAAGACAAUGAGGGCGAAGAUGAGUACGGGGAAGGCAAGAGAAGGCGAAACUAG